AUGAAUGACGACAAGAAGGACAUUGGACAAGAAGUUGGAGUUGAUUAUCAACACAUUUGGCGAUAUCUCGAGAAUAUCAAGUCUUCCAACAAUGCUGCUCCAAGAUACUGGACCGAGGAUGGAACCGGAUUUGUGCAGUUGCUUAUUGAACCCGUUAACAAAUUGGCGCAUAGUGAAACCUGUGCUUGGACACUUGUGAAGCUUUCGAGGACGUAUUCGAUUCUUGGAGAUACUUCCACUAUCCCCGCCAGACUUGAUGAAACAGCAUUCGGGAAGCUACCAGCAGAAACCAUGAUCUUCAAGUUGGAAGAGCAUUUGAAGACGCUCAGAAAGGAGUACAACACCAAUUGA
Molecule: messenger RNA, 351 nt
Organism: Fusarium verticillioides 7600
Lineage: Eukaryota; Fungi; Ascomycota; Sordariomycetes; Hypocreales; Nectriaceae
Exons: 2
Coding region: 1-351 (116 amino acids)
Source: RefSeq, a predicted model, not a curated record